UUGAUCUCUGCUCACUGUCUUUCCCAACUCCUGUUCUCUGUCUUUCCCAACUCCUGUUCUCUGUCUUUCCCAACUCCUGUUCUCCUGUCUUUUUCCCAACUCCUGUUCUCUGUCUUUCCCAACUCCUGUUCUCUGUCUUUCCCAACUCCUGUUCUCUGUCUUUGUCCCAACUCCUGUUCUCUGUCUUUCCCAACUCCUGUUCUCUGUCUUUCCCAACUCCUGUUCUCUGUCUUUCCCAACUCCUGUUCUCUGUCUUUCCCAACUCCUGUUCUCUGUCUUUCCCAACUCCUGUUCUCUGUCUUUCCCAACUCCUGUUCUCCUGUCUUUCCCAACUCCUGUUCUCUGUCUUUCCCAACUCCUGUUCUCUGUCUUUCCCAACUCCUGUUCUCUGUCUUUCCCAACUCCUGUUCUCUGUCUUUCCCAACUCCUGUUCUCUGUCUUUCCCAACUCCUGUUCUCUGUCUUUCCCAACUCCUGUUCUCUGUCUUUCCCAACUCCUGUUCUCUGUCUUUCCCAACUCCUGUUCUCUGUCUUUCCUUUCCCAACUCCUGUUCUCUGUCUUUCCCAACUCCUGUUCUCUGUCUUUUCCCAACUCCUUUCCCAACUCCUGUUCUCUGUCUUUCCCAACUCCUGUUCUCUGUCUUUCCCAACUCCUGUUCUCUGUCUUUCCCAACUCCUGUUCUCUGUCUUUCCCAACUCCUGUUCUCUGUCUUUCCCAACUCCUCCGGAACCACAUUCCCCCGCUCUCUCCCUCCAUAUCUCUUUCUCUCUCUCUCCCUCCAUAUCUCUUUCUCUCUCUCCCUCCAUAUCUCUUUCUCUCUCUCCCUCCAUAUCUCUUUCUCUCUCUCUCCCCUCCAUAUCUCUUUCUCUCUCUCUCCCUCCAUAUCUCUUUCUCUCUCUCUCCCUCCAUAUCUCUUUCUCUCUCUCUCCUCCAUAUCUCUUUCUCUCUCUCCCUCCAUAUCUCUUUCUCUCUCUCUCCCUCCAUAUCUCUUUCUCUCUCUCUCCCCCCUCCCAUAUCUCUUUCUCUCUCUCUCCCUCCAUAUCUCUUUCUCUCUCUCUCCCUCCAUAUCUCUUUCUCUCUCUCUCCCCUCCAUAUCUCUUUCUCUCUCUCUCCCCUCCAUAUCUCUUUCUCUCUCUCUCCCUCCAUAUCUCUUUCUCUCUCUCUCCCUCCAUAUCUCUUUCUCUCUCUCUCCCUCCAUAUCUCUUUCUCUCUCUCUCCCUCCAUAUCUCUUUCUCUCUCUCUCCCUCCAUAUCUCUUUCUCUCUCUCCCCUCCAUAUCUCUUUCUCUCUCUCUCCCUCCUCCAUAUCUCUCUCUCUCUCCUCCAUAUCUCUUUCUCUCUCCUCCAUAUCUCUUUCUCUCUCUCUCCCUCCAUUUCUCUCUCUCCCCCCUCCAUAUCUCUCUCUCUCCUCCAUAUCUCUCUCUCUCCCUCCAUAUCUCUCUCUCUCCCUCCAUAUCUCUCUCUCUCCCUCCAUAUCUCUUUCUCUCCCUCCAUAUCUCUUUCUCUCCCUCCAUAUCUCUUUCUCUCCCUCCAUAUCUCUUUCUCUCCCUCUCUCUCUUUCUCUCCCCUCCCUCCCUCUCUCUCUCUCCUCCCUCUCUCUCUCUCUCCCCCUCUCCCCUCUCCCUCUCUCCCUCCCCCUCUCCCUCCCCUCCCUCCCUCUCCCUCCCCUAUCUCUCUCUCUCUCCCUCUCUCUCUCUCCCUCUCUCUCUCUCUCUCCCUAUCUCUCUCUCUCUCCCUAUCUCUCUCUCUCUCCCUUUCUCUCUCUCUCUCUCUCUCUCCCCUAUCUCUCUCUCUCUCUCUCUCUCUCCUCUCUCUCUCUCUCUAUCCUCUCUCUCUCUCUCUCUCUCUCUCUCUCUCUCUCUAUAUAUAUAUAUAUAUAUAUAUAUAUAUAUAUAUAUAAAAUACAACACUCCCUCAAUUCCAGGAACCAGAAUUUUCUGUGGUCAGACAGCAUGAAGAAUUCAUCUGGCUCCAUGACCGAUAUGUGGAAAAUGAAGAGUAUGCAGGAAUUGUUAUCCCUCCUGCUCCUCCUAAACCAGACUUUGAUGCUUCACGAGAGAGUUACAAAGACUGGGAGAAGGAGAAGGUAA
Molecule: messenger RNA, 2088 nt
Organism: Acanthosepion pharaonis
Lineage: Eukaryota; Metazoa; Mollusca; Cephalopoda; Sepiida; Sepiidae
Source: the annotation of a GenBank genome assembly